This is a messenger RNA of Drosophila kikkawai, 1911 nucleotides long. RefSeq names its product negative elongation factor complex member TH1 (gene TH1). Gene Ontology annotation, biological process: negative regulation of transcription elongation by RNA polymerase II. Gene Ontology annotation, cellular component: NELF complex; nucleus. The record is from RefSeq and is a predicted model, not a curated record. Gene Ontology annotation, molecular function: RNA binding. Lineage: Eukaryota; Metazoa; Arthropoda; Insecta; Diptera; Drosophilidae.
GGUCACAUCUAAUUUUGGAAACAACAAAAAAGCAGGAAAAAAACAAAAAAUAUUAAAAAUUAUUAGUUUGUUAAUGUAAAUCAGUUUUUGAAAUGGAAGUGGAAUACGACGACUCCGCCUGGCAGAGCCGCGCCAAGGCGCAGUCCAACACGGAGGAAAUGCACGAGGACAACCCACAGAAGACGAUCCAGGAGUGCUUGGAGAAGUUCCUGACCCCCGACUACAUCAUGGAGCCGGGCAUUUUUACACAGCUCAAGCGCUACUUCCAGUCGGGCGGUUCACCCGAGGAGGUGAUAUCCAUGCUCUCGGAGAACUACAAGGCGGUGGCCCAGAUGGCCAACCUGCUGGCCGAGUGGCUCAUUCUGGCCGGCGUCAAGGUGACCGAGGUGCAGGCCAUGGUGGAGAAUCAUUUAAAGGAGAUGAUACUCAAGUCAUUUGAUCCCAAGAAGGCCGACACCAUAUUCACCGAGGAGGGCGAGACGCCCGACUGGCUCACCGAAAUGAUUGACCAUUACACGUGGCGUUCACUGAUCUACCGGCUGGCCGAGGAAUAUCCCGACUGCCUGAUGCUCAACUUUACCAUCAAGCUGAUCUCGGAUGCGGGCUUCCAGAGCGAGAUCACCUCCAUUUCGACGGCGGCCCAGCAGAUAGAGGUUUUCUCGCGCGUCCUCAAGACCUCCAUUGUGAAGUUUCUCAACAAUCCGGACGAUGUGCAUGGGGCCAUCCAGGAAUGCGCCCGCAUGGUGUGUCAUGGCCAGCACACGUAUGUCUACUCUCAGGUUUUGAUCCAGGUGCUCAGCCAGGAGCAAAAGGGUGGCUUCAACAUGAAGCGUCUCUCCCAGGAGAUUAUCAAAUAUGCCUUACAAAACAACCAGAAUGUCACACCCAUAACGAUGGCCUUGAAUGGCUCGGCAGUCUAUCCGCAGGCCUGCCAGGCUCUAACUUCCAUGCUCACACGCAACACACUCAAUCCCGCCGACAUUACCGUGCUGUUUCGCAAUUACUCCGGCUCCGAUCCGCCGCCCAUCGAUUUGAUACGGAAUCCACAGUUCCUGGAGCUUCUAGUGGACGCUUUAUUCCGUUCCGGCGUCAAGAUCAAUCCCGAGCAUAAGCCAAAGUACAUGUUUUUGCUCGCCUACGCAUCGGCUGUGAUUGAUCAGCCGGCCAAGAAGCGGCCCAUGACGGAGCGAACCCUCAACAAGGAGGAGCUGAAGAGCACAAUUCAGGCCAUCGAGAAGGCGCAUGCCAUCUGUAACGUUGACCAGGGCUCCACGGAGCUGAUAGCAGAGCUGCAGACGCUCUACAACUGCAUCAAAUAUCCCGUGGUGGGCGUUGGCGUCAUUCGAUGGAUCGAAAAUGUGGUCAUGGAACCGUCCUAUUUCAAGCUCUCCACCGACAGCUGUCCCACCCAUCUGGCCGUUCUGGAUGAGGUGGCCGCCGUGCAUCCCACUCUGCAGCAGCAGAUCCUAUUCCUGCUCAUCCGCCUGUUCGAAUCCAAGCAGGAUGAGCUGGAAAUUCUUGUCCAGCUGGAGAUGAAAAAGAUGAUAUUGGACCGAAUGGUUAAUUUGCUAACCCGCGGCUGUGUUGUUCCCGUCCUGCGGUACAUCAAGCAGUGUUGUGCCAUCGAGGACACCGACAUCUCCCUCAUCCGGUACUUUGUCACUGAGGUCCUGGAGACCAUUACCCAUCCCUAUUCGCCGGAAUUCGUGCAGCUCUUCCUGCCGAUGGUGGAGAAUGAGGAGAUCACGGGCACGAUGCGGGGCGAGGGUGACAACGAUCCCGUGGGCGAGUUUAUAGUUCACUGUAAGGCGCACUACACCACCGUGUAGACAGUGGAUAGUCUGCAUCUUUAUAAUUUAAUUGUAAGCUCUAAAGUUUGUAAUAUUGAUUAAAACUAAAGUCCAUUUACAA